AUGGAUUCGAACGUAAUAGAGAGUGAUGCGGGGAGAGCCUGCGCUUGCGAGACUGGCCCGACGUUGGGAGUGCUCAACGAUGUGCACAGGGCCUAUGAAGAGAGGAUGGACGUUAUAAACCGGACGGCCGGCUCACAGAAACUACAGAAACAAGUGGAAUUAUUUCAGUCGUGGGUAGGCGAUCUGGUGGCGCAAAACGGUCUCCUCGCUAGAACUGUAGAGGACCUGGAAAUCGAACUCACUUCCCGCAUCCUCAGCGAGAGGCGGAAAUACUCCGAGAUGGUGGCAGAAAUGCGCGUCGAAGUGUCGACGUUGCGUCGCCGCCUGGCGCGCAAGGACUCUGAUUUACGCGGACUCCUGGAACUGCUGCGUCGCCUGAGGGAGCAGGACUACUGCGCCAUCGACAACAUUCACUUCAACGAGGUCACGCAGUCGGACAUUUUCGGACCCGUCACCUGGUUGGUGAUACCUCAGAAUCGAGCCUUUGUUGAUUACGUCUUUAUUUCAGGACGCCUACAUUGGAGCGGGGCGACUCGCGGGGAGAACGAAAGGAGUAACAAAGGCUAUGACCACGUCGACGAGCUGAAACAAAGAAUAGAUAUAUUACAAAAGGACAACCUCAGUAAGGAAAGGGAAAUCCGGAAAUUAAACAAAGAUCUGCAACAAUAUGAACACUCGCUAGCCAAUUUGAAGAAAGAGGUGUCAAGGAAUGACUAUCACACGACAAACGUCAGCGGAAAGGACGUAGCGGUGAUGACCGAUGUAUGCUUAUCUGGAAGCAAAGAGUGCGGUGACGCAGAGCCGGUUAAGGAGUUCGGUGGAUUGUUGAGCGACGCAGUGCGGUACCACGAACAGAUCCAGCACAUGGAGUCGAGCGGCGAUAGCGUGCGCGCGCUUCGCGAAAUGAAUGUUUCCUUGACGGAUGAGGUGCACGCGCUGCACCGCGUCUGCGCAGCUCUGGACGAGCAGUGCCGCGUCUCCGCCUUGCGGUCGCAGUUUAAGGAGGAGAUCAUCAGGGAGAUGCGGAGACAGCUCCGCAAAGCUAAGGCUAAAUUAAAAGAAGGAUUAGGGGACAAGAGUAACUUCGACGCCCAAAGCGGGGCUCGGUCAUAUGAGUCGUUGUGCGUGAGCCAGCAGCCUCGAAGGAAGCGGAGGGAAUUACCAGAUCUGGACAUGAACACCGACUGGAUCUGCCAGAACUUUGACGGCUCCGGGGACGAUGGUUCCUUUAAAGGACAGUAG
Molecule: messenger RNA, 1242 nt
Organism: Leptosia nina
Lineage: Eukaryota; Metazoa; Arthropoda; Insecta; Lepidoptera; Pieridae
Source: the annotation of a GenBank genome assembly